This is a messenger RNA of Coregonus sp. 'balchen', 12943 nucleotides long. Lineage: Eukaryota; Metazoa; Chordata; Actinopteri; Salmoniformes; Salmonidae. The record is from the annotation of a GenBank genome assembly.
GUGGAGUCAGGCAAGACGUGGGGCGCUGCCUACAGCCGACAGCUUGUUACGGUAUCACAGCGCUGUGUUUGAGUGACCUAUGGCGUCAUGACGCUGGGAUUGGUGACCUGCAUGACUGACCUCUAACCUCUGACCCUUCCUGUCGUUUGUAGUGCUGAGUAUCCGUGGCGCCCAGGAGGAGGAGCCUCCAGAUGCCCAGCUCAUGCGAUUGGACAACAUGUUGCUGGCGGAGGGCGUGUCUGGACCCGAGAAAGGGGGCGGUUCUGCAGCGGCUGCGGCUGCAGCUGCAGCCUCAGGAGGUGGGGCAGGAGUGGAUAACUCAGCGGAACACUCGGACUACAGAGCCAAGCUCUCUCAGAUCAGACAGAUCUACCACACAGAGCUGGAGAAAUACGAACAGGUAAGAAUGGACAGGAUAUAGUCACCCCUCAGAGAACUACUGUCUUUGGUGCCUUUUACCAUAAUCACAUACUCUAACCCUUUAACCCAAACGCACCAGCUCCACCCAUCACCAUUCCCAUCACAGUGAUUAUUUAUUAAACUAUGACUACCUGGAUAAUGAUGAGUGAGAAAGUUACAGAUGCACAAAUAUCAUACCCCCAAGACAUGUUAAACCUCUCACAAUUACAUUAACAGGGGAGGUUAGCAUUUUUGUGCGCCUGUAACUUUCUCACUUAUCAUUAUUCAGGGUUCAUUCAGAAUUGAUCCGUAAUCAUGGUAGCAUCCACAUUCAUGUAGAAGUGUUUAGAAACAUAUUCUAUUCUUAUUUACAAUAAAAGUGACUCCAAAGUGACACAGUACAUUAUUUACCAUUAAUUUCUAUUGGGCUCAAAAUAAUCUGAAACACAACCAAAACAAACAGCAAAUGCAUCCAACAAAUGUGUAGUCACAAGCUUGAUGUAAUCACUAGGUGCUAUGAAUAUGGGACCAAAUACUUAACUUUUGACUACUUUAAUACACAUACAAGUGAAUUUGUCCCAAUACUUUUGGUCCUCUAAAAUGCGGGGGACUAUGUACAAAAAGGGCUGUUAUUUCGCAACGGUUCACCCGAUAUGGAUGAAAAUACCCUCCAAUUAAAGUGGACAGUCUGCAAUUUAACCUCAUAGUCAUUGUAUCAUUUCAAAUCCAAAGUGCUGGAAUACAGAGCCAAACAUAAUAAUAAUAUGUCACUGUCCCAAUACCUUUGAAGCUCACUGUACAGUGAGGGAAAAAAGUAUUUGAUCCCCUGAUGAUUUUGUACGUUUGCCCACUGACAAAGACAUGAUCAGUCUAUAAUUUUAAUGGUAGGUUUAUUUGAACAGUGAGAGACAGAAUAACAACAACAAAAUCCAGAAAAAUGUAUGUAAAAAUGUUAUAAAUUGAUUUGCAUUUUAAUGAGGGAAAUAAGUAUUUGACCCCUCUGCAAAACAUGACUUAGUACUUGGUGGCAAAACCCUUGUUGGCUAUCACAGAGUUCAGACGUUUCUUGUAGUUGGCCACCAUUUACAUUUAAGUCAUUUAGCAGACGCUCUUAUCCAGAGCGACUUACAGUUAGUGAGUGCAUACAUUAUGUUUUACAUACAGGCCCCCCGUGGGAAUCGAACCCACAACCCUGGCGUUGCAAACGCCAUGCUCUACCAACUGAGCUACAUCCCUGCCGGCCAUUCCCUCCCCUACCCUGGACCAAUUGUGCGCCACCCCAUGGGUCUCCCGGUCGUGGCCAGCUACGACAGAGCCUGGAUUCGAACCAGGAUCUCUAGACCACUGCGCCACUCAGGAGCCACCAGGUUUGCACACAUCUCAGGAGGGAUUUUGUCCCACUCCUCUUUGCAGAUCUACUCCAAGUAAUUAAGGUUUCGAGGCUGACGUUUGGCAACUCGAACCUUCAGCUGCCUCCACAGAUUUUCUAUGGGAUUAAGGUCUGGAGACUGGUGCUUCUUCUUGAGCCACUCCUUUGUUGCCUUGGCCGUGUGUUUUGGGUCAUUGUCAUGCUGGAAUACCCAUCCACGACCCAUUUUCAAUGCCCUGGCUGAGGGAAGGAGGUUUCACCCAAUAUUUGAUGGUACAUGGCCUCGUCCAUCGUCCCUUUGAUGCGGUGAAGUUGUCCUGUCCCCUUAGCAGAAAAACACCCCCAAAGCAUAAUGUUUCCACCUCCAUGUUUGAUGGUGGGGAUGGUGUUCUUGAGGUCAUAGGCAGCAUUCCUCCUCCUCCAAACACGGCGAGUUGAGUUGAUGGCAAAGAGCUCGAUUUUGGUCUCAUCUGACCACAACACUUUCACCCAGUUCUCCUCUGAAUCAUUCAGAUGUUCAUUGGCAAAGUUCAGACGGGCCUGUAUAUGUGCUUUCUUGAGCAGGGGGACCUUGCGGGCGCUGCAGGAUUUCAGUCCUUCACGGCGUGGUGUGUUACCAAUUGUUUUCUUGGUAACUAUGGUGUCAGCUGCCUUGAGAUCAUUGACAAGAUACUCCCGUGUAGUUCUGGGCUGAUUCCUCACCGUUCUCAUGAUCAUUGCAACUCCACGAGGUGAGAUCUUGCAUGGAGCCCCAGGCCGAGGGAGAUUGACAGUUAUUUUUUGUUUCUUCCAUUUGCGAAUAAUCACACCAACUGUUGUCACCUUCUCACCAAGCUGCUUGGCGAUGGUCUUGUAGCCCAUUCCAGCCUUGUGUAGGUCUACAAUCUUGUCCCUGACAUCCUUGGAGAGCUCUUUGGUCUUGGCCAUGGUGGAGAGUUUCGAAUCUGAUUGAUUGCUUCUGUGGACAGGUGUCUUUUAUAUAGGUAACAAGCUGAGAUUAGGAGCACUCCCUUUACGAGUGUGCUCCUAAUCUCAGCUCGUUACCUGUAUAAAAGACACCUGGGAGCCAGAAAUCUUUCUGGUUGAGAGGGGGUCAAAUACUUAUUUCCCUCAUUAAAAUGCAAAUCAAUUUAUAACAUUUCUGACAUGCGUUUUUCUGGAUUUUUGUGUUGUUAUUCUGUCUCUCACUGUUCAAAUAAACCUACCAUUAAAAUUAUAGACUGAUCAUGUCUUUGUCAGUGGGCAAAUGUACACAAUCAGCAGGGGAUCAAAUACUUUUUUCCCUCACUGUAUAUGCCAUUUAGCAGACACUUUUAUCCAAAACGACAUACAUUUUACAUAUGGGUGGUCCUGGGAAUCAAACCCACGAUCCUGGCAUACAAGCAUCAUGCUCUAACAACUGAGCCAUAUAUUUUUUUAGAUUUACAUACCAAUGGAAGGAGACUUUCUACAUUUAUGGCAUCCAUCUAAAGAUGUGAAAAAAAUAUUUGACUGAUUUUCUCUCAUCUCCAUUGCAUCCCUAUGUAAUGUGCAGUUUCCUUCUCUUCUCCUCCAUGUCAUUAUCUACCAUGCCAAUAAAUCAGAGUGGAUUUUACUGCAUAACGUUGUCUACUUUCUAACCAAUAUACACACAGUCAAAUUUUAAGGCCCUGACUGGCUGGAAUGAAUGCAUGCCCUGUUUGAUGAAAUGCAAAUGUAUUUUCCGUAUAGUCCCAGACAUUGCUUACAUUUUUGUUUAUAUAAAAAAGCAAAGCCAGUGUUGUGAUGUUAGUCUAGUCUGUAGACAGGGUUCAGUGUUGUGAUGUUAGUCUAGUCUGUAGACAUGGUUCAGUGUUGUGAUGUUAGUCUAGUCUGUAGACAGGGUUGCCAUCCUGAAACACACAUACAGUGGAGUAGGGUAAAGUUGCCUCUAGACGCUGAUCUUGGGUCGGUUUUGCAUUGUUCCCACUAAUGGUUAAGUUUAGGAUUGGAGAAGGGGAAGCUGAUCCUAGAUCUGUACCUAGGGGAAACUUCACCCCGGAGCCAUAUACAAUUGGCAGGGCUGUAGCAGUCGGGAGUAGUGUGGAAAACAGUCCUGUGACUAUGCCACCAUUACAUGCUGACAAUGUGCUAUAUAAUUAUAUAUAAUAUGUAAUAUAUAUGUAAUAUACUGUAUUUAAGAUGGUAUCCCAGUGCGGAUGGAGGGGGGAGAGUUACACAGGGAGUCAUGGCAACGGAAACAAGGUACUCCUCCACUGCAGACCACUGCCCUACCAUACACUAUAUAGAGAGAUAAUAUAUUUUAUAGUCAUAAUAUCAUUAGUUAAUAACAUUAUUUUACUUUGGUUAGGUUGUUUAACAAAUAGACACACUUUGGGAUGUGUUGAAUCAAGGACAUUUCUCACAUCUGACGAGUAUUUAUAAAGCUUGGUUAGUAACUAAAUCUAAUGUGAACUUGGCUCCAGUGUUUUUAUUUACAACCCAGAGCUUUCAAACCCAGCAUUUUAUACCACGCUUCCCUCCCUUACAAUCUCAGUGAUAGGGAACAGACCUUCACUGUCAGGUUCAGGAUUAGGAACUGGAUGGCAACCCAGUCUUUUAAAGCAGUAGUGUUGCUUACGGAGAAAAAAUACUAUAACUCACUUAUAAUUUAUUACCACAAUUUAGUAGUGAUUUAACAGGUUUUUUAUUUAUAAUUUUUCUAUAUAUUUAAUUAUGUAUAUAUGUUCAUUUGUAAUUUAUGCUAUGUCUGCUCGCUUUAGAUGCUUCCAGUAGAAUCAUAAGCAGUACAUUGCACUAUACCAUGUUUGCAUGUAUUUUGUUUCAGAUAAGGCCCACAUACACAAGAACCAGGAUAUACGUUUCUGUGCUUGGUCUGUGUGUGUGUGUUAACCAAUGUUGUUAUGAUGACAUUAUGUCUAUAGUCUAUCUGGGGCUGUACCAGAUGGCUUCACUGUCAUCCCCAUGCAUCACUGUAUGACACUAACCGCAUGACCACUCUGCACCUUACCUCUCAUAUCAUCCCCACCUAUUCACUGUCAUUUACAUUCGUUGUACAAACAUUUUUGUAUUGUUGUCCUUUGUCUUGUUACUGUCUCUCUUCAUUCACAUCCUUCUGCUUUGAUAACUAUUGCUUUCAUGUCAGUAAAGGCCCUUUGAGAUGCGUGUGAAUAUGACAGACAUAUUGAAGUGACAGGGAGAGAGAGAAAGAGAAAGUGAGUGAGAGAAUUAGAAGGAGAAAGAGAACAAGAAAAUACUGGGAGAGAGACAGGGAAAGAGGGAGAGAGAGAACAAGAAAGAGUUCGAGAGGAAGAGAAAAAGAUGGGGAGAGAAAGAGGGAGAGAGACAGAGGCAUACUGUAAUAUCAUGUCAGGUUCACGCCUGGUGCCACACAGGAGGGUGAGUGUAUCAUCAUGGCAUGUUGAUCUCUCAACCCGCUCAGCUGCGACUCUACUGCGGUGAGAAGAGAAGGUUUGCUGCUCGUCAGCAGGGACUAGCAGCUGUCAUUUCUCCAUGUCUCCUUUCUGAAAAACGACACUUACAGUUGCCAUUGCCACUUCUGUUUAAUAUAAAAAAUAUCACCACUUAUUUUCCUCCUUGGCUUCACAACAUGGAAGCAUUCCCAGAACUAAAUACAUUAAACACCUCUUGAUUUGCAUCUAAUUUUUCCUUUCUGUCUUUGUGCAAGACCUUGAUUGAUAUAGAGUACCAUACAGUAUAUUUUUGCGCUGUACGCAAACACUGCUUUAGUCUAAUGCUAGAGGACACCACCCAGCCUGGCAAUAGCCAUAUAGUAUGUCACCAUCAUCAUGGUGUGGCUGCUAUCAAAACUCUCACCAACAACAUUUAUUUUGUCAUCAAGAUUGAUGAAAACUGAUGUCACUCUGGAUAAGAGUGUCUGCUAAAUGACUAAAAUGUAAAUGUAACAAACCAGAUUGCUCUAUCUAUCUGAUCCCCUUCUCUGUCUUUGUCUGUUUUCCCCCCCUCUGCAGGCUUGUAACGAGUUCACUACCCAUGUGAUGAACCUGCUGAGGGAGCAGAGUCGCACGCGGCCCAUCUCUCCCAAGGAGAUAGAACGCAUGGUGGGGAUCAUCCACCGCAAGUUCAGCUCCAUCCAGAUGCAGCUCAAACAGAGCACCUGCGAAGCCGUCAUGAUCCUGCGCUCACGCUUCCUCGACGCCAGGUGUGUGUCUGUGUGUGUGCCUACAGCGGUACAAAUUACCAUAUACAAAGUCACUGUACCACUGCAAUGUUUUGUUGACUUGCAUAGCUAGCUACAGUAUUUGCCUACCUGUAACUGCAUUAUUCACAUAAGGUGCUUUUACAGUCAUGUUCACAGCAUGUUACUCUACAGCUUACCACCAUUCUAUACAACAUCAUCAAAACUGAUCUUCCAAAAUCAACCAAAGCUUUGUGCCUACAUACAGUACAUCUAUGGGUGCCAUUUGGACCAGCACAUACAUGGCUGCUUGGCCACUGACAAUUCUCUCCUCUCUCCAGGCUCCAUAACGCUAAAUAUUUCCCUUUUUUAAUAUAAUCCCUUGUUCCUUUUGAUGCAUGUUUUGGAUUUGCAUACAUUUCUCUGAGGAUAAAUCUCACUCUGAGUCGGAAGCAUAACAUUUAAAUUAGGCUUGUGCUCUUCUCACAAAGCUCCCCCUCUAUUAUUUUGCAAAUGAUUGUGGCUGUGGUGCAGGGAGGGAGGCAGGGGAAGGAGGGAAGGGCUUUCAGUUAGAGUGAGAGAGAGAGAGAGAGAGAGAGAGAGAGAGAGAGAGAGAGAGAGAGAGAGAGAGAGAGAGAGAGAGAGAGAGAGAGAGAGAGAGAGAGAGACUGCCUCCCAACCAGUCUCAGCUUUACUGAUUACUCUGCAGCCUGCCCUAGCACCAUGCUGUGCACAUUUACAUAUUCUCAAGCAGGCUUUUGGAGUGCGGGACGAAGAUUUCAGCACAAAUCUCUUUCACCAGUCAAUCGAUACGAUGCAUGGAAGCAAGCAUUUUACAGGGUUCCCUACCUAGCUUAUGUAAAGCCCUCUCAUGAGUUGUGGCACAUGCAGACUUAACCUGAUAGAGGGUGGAGAUGGGGAAGGAGGAAGAGAUGGAGGGGUCAGUGAACUGAACUAGCAUCAGCGCAUGCUUACAGCACGUUUUCUAUCCUUUAAUAAGGAAGGGCAGUGUUCUGUUGUUUGUCAGGAUUUGCAGGCAGUGUUCAUUUCUAUUAGUGAACCUCCACAAAGAAAACAUAUUUCAUACCAGCUUAGGCAGCUGUAUUGAAUGGGGUGGCAGUUGUAUGGAAGGUAUUGGAUCGAAUUGGGUGGUAGUUGUAUUGUUACUUUAUGAGGUGCCCCAGUUUUGCCUGUUUACCGCAAGUGGCUUUGACACAUUUACUCUAUGUAGGCUUCAGAUUUGUAUAUGCUUUGACCGGGCGGUAUUAACUGUAUCUAUUUUACAUAGUGUUUAUUCUGGUCCUAACUAACCAAUUUAUAUAAUUCUCCUUGCAGACGGAAAAGAAGGAACUUCAACAAACAGGCGACAGAGAUCCUGAAUGAGUACUUCUACUCACACCUGUCUAACCCCUACCCUAGUGAAGAGGCCAAGGAAGAGCUGGCCAAGAAGUGCUCCAUCACAGUUUCACAGGUACAGUAUAGUACAGUGCCACCUGUCUUCAGGAAGGCCACAGUACAUGUAGAACAGGACUAGAGGCAGUAGUGGAUAAUGUAAAAGGGCAUUGUUAUCAUUUUCACAAUUUCACAGUAUUAUUCCAACCUCAUAGUGUGGAAAGAUAUAUUCAAAACUGGAAAAUCAGGUUUUUGACUGCACUGGGCCUUCAAGAUAUGAAGAUUACAUUAUUUUCUUCAUUCAUAGGCUACAUCGCAGGGACUAAAUUAAUAGUGUAAUAUGAUGAUUGAUAAUGUUAUUAAGAAUGCACUAACAAUAAAGGUAAACAGCAGUAAUGUCAUGUGUUUCACGUCCAUCAUCUCCUCAAACGGUUUCAUUAAGUUUAUACCAAAUUAUUUUGAGGAUGCAUCUGGGCGUUGAUUGAUGAAAACAACGGGCUUCAGUGUCUGAAUGAUUAGUUGAGCAUCUGUCUGUGCCCCAAAUUGCACCCUUUUCCCUAUAUAGUUCGCUACUUUUGACCAGAGCCCUUUUUGACCAGCUCCCGUAGAGAAUGGAGUGGCAUUUGGGACUCAUCCUAUGCGUUCCUGGGUCUAUAAUAAGAUAACAUGUUUACCUACCUUCUCUCUGCAUUUGUUCAAACUUAGCAACAGGAUUGAUUUCGUUUUUAUUUUAAUAUUGUUUAUCAUUAGCACUAGCUGGCUUAUCCUGGUAGCUUCAUCGGGGAGUCCAUUAGCUGUAAUGGGUGUUAGAUAGCGGAUGUUGACUGAUUGGUGCUAGCGUGAGCUCUGAUGAUAGCUGCAGUCAUACUGACAUAAUGAGACUGUUGUUGGCAAUCAUUCCCUUCUGCCACUAAUGUGGAUUCACAGCACCGGUCUAUGUAGCGAGUGGUAGCGCUCACUACUACCUCAAAGGCUGUGUCCCAAAUGGCACCCUAUUCCCUAUGUACUGCACUACCUUUGACCAGGGCCCAUAGGGCUCUGGUUAAAAGUAGUGCACUACAAUGGGAAUAGGGUGCCAUUUGGGACGCAGAAAAAGUCUUUCUUCAGUGUCAGAUAGGAUAUGCCAGACAGUGGAGGGCCAUGCAUGCAGAACUCAUUCUGAUUCUGAUUUCACACUCACAAUUUGCUCAUUAGAAAUGUGGGAAAUGAUUUGUGUAACAUUAACAUUGUGUAAGCAUUUACAAUUUGCACGUUGUUUGUACAGGUUUCCAACUGGUUCGGAAACAAACGAAUCAGAUACAAGAAAAACAUUGGAAAGUUCCAGGAAGAAGCCAACAUGUACGCUGCCAAAACUGCCGUGAACGCGACCAACGUUUCCUCACACGGAAGCCAGGCUAACUCACCCUCCACUCCAAAUUCUGCAGGUGAGACUAAAGAACAAUACCAAUGGGUUACCCUUUUACAGAUAGGCUACAAUAUUUGGAAGGCUCUGAAUACACUCUAUAUCAGUCAAGGGCAUUUUUCUAUGCUCAAGUCAAAAGGAAAAAAUGAAAAAUGGCUUUGUCCAAGAGUAGGAUACCAGGACCCCAUAUCAAGUCUCCCAGUGCUUUCUUCCCUGUUGUCUUCUUUUCAAUUAACACACAUUUUCUUGUACUUUAUCUCAAUACAGAACAUUUUAUUUGUGUUGUACCAGUUGAAUUUACUGAAUUCAUUAAUCUUCAUUAAUACUUUGACUGUAGAACCAUACUAUCAUUCUACUUUCAUGUUGACAAAUAGGCACAACAGCACAUCUGACGGCUGUACUCGACUUCCCACAGCUUUAUGCUGCCAUUCUGUAAUCUGUCUGCUCGCUCUGGCCCUAACCCUAACUCUAGCUCUAUUUCUAACAUUUUCUCUAGCGCUAACUGCAUUUGUUUGGCUGCUAACACUUUGCAUGGUGCUUCUCCGGGUCUAACCCUGGACGGGGCCAAGUGGCUGAAUCCUGCUCUGCUUGCUCCUAUUUCUCUCUGCUCUGUGAUUCCAGUGCUCCCUCUCUCCUCUUCCAGGUUCUGCUGGAUCUUUUAACAUGUCAAACUCCGGUGACUUGUUCAUGAGCGUGCAGUCUCUCAAUGGGGACUCGUACCAAGGGGCUCAGGUGGGAGCCAACGUGCAGUCACAGGUAGGGCCCUAUAACUAAGCAGUGCAGAAGAUACUACUAUAGGAACAGACCCACCUCCCUAAGAAUAGGCCUUGUAAUCUAUCCUAAACGCACCAGAGGCAUCUCAGUACUCCUCCAGUGUCUACAUCCCCAUGGGCCGAUAAUAGCACCACACCAUAGGGUUUUCAAAAGUAUCGUUUUCCACCAUUGUUACUAAAACAUUACAGUGAGUGUAAUGAUGAAAUAAUUCAGUGCUCUCUGCAGCUAUUAUUAAUUCAUCCUUUCGACAGUCUUCUAAAUACGUAAUAACAUGUUUUGCUUAUCUUGCUUUUUAUUGUCCAUGGCUGGAUGUAUUUCCUGUGUGUUUUCUCUGCCUUUACUGUAUAGUUCUUCCUUCUUGUUUUUGUCUUGCAGUGUUUAUCUUCUGUUCUCUGACCUUGCUUUGUUUGUGUUCCUCUGUUGUGUUUUCAGGUGGAUACCCUUCGCCAUGUUAUCAGUCAGACAGGCGGAUACAGUGAGGGCCUCACAGCCAGCCAGAUGUACAGUCCGCAGGGCAUCAAUGUAAGGAGAGAAAACCACAAGCUUUUUUUGCUUUCUCUUCCCCUACCAAUUAUUUCAAAGCCAUAGGGCUCAGAAUGCCACUUAGUAGGACUUGUCUCAGCUCCAACACAGUCACCUAGUUGAUUGCUUCUGUAUCGGUCGCGCCACAGGCAGAACGCCAGAACGGCGUGGGGCCGGCCACACACACACACGGAGUGGCCGCCUGAGCCUGUCAUGUCCAAUCAGCUCUCCCGUAGCACCUGCAGCCAAUCACGGCCAUAAGGCCGUGCAGGAAUGGCACAAACAGGUGACACAUCCUUUGACGCGUGGAUCGGACGCCCCCAACACCCCCACUAACCACCUGACCCUUAUUAUCACAGCGGAUCGCAAGGCCCUGUUAAAACCCUAUCAGAACAACCCCAGAGUAGAGUCACAUUAAAAAUAAAACUAGCCAAACUGCUAGCCCCUAGAUAGAGCACUGAGGGGCAUAACAUGGGGGCGUAUUUCCACCAUGUUAUAUUUUUUUCUUAUUUUAUAGGGGAUGGGGGUGGGGGGUUUGGGUUUGGGGGAAUGUGUGUUUGUUUUGGGUGAGGGGAGAGGAGGGGAGGAUGGGGGGGGGGUUAGCUGGCGGCUGCAAACAGCAGGGAAAUUCACAGCGACAAGCCGUGUCGUAAAAGGGAAAAUCAAUAAGACAGACACAAGGAGAGCGGAGUGUGGACUUGGGACAGCAAUCCAAGCGCAUUGCUCAGAUCAUGCUCCCGCCACACUAAUGGCCCUGACAGCGAGCCGAGGCAGUGUGGGUCGGUGAGAGCUACGACGAGAGAGGACGGUCACAGUCACACACAGCCACACGGCUAGGCUUCUGGCUUCCUCUCCCGUCCCUACGCCUCGCUCGUCGUGCAUCAAUGGCCAUAUGAUAAUGAGAUGAAAUGCCUCCUGUAAAAAAUGUUGGGGUAUGUAGUGUGUAUUCAAAUCCCCCCUCCUUUCCCGGCUUGCUCUCCACUCAUCUCCCUCCCACAGAACAGGCUGUGAUAACCCUGAGAGAGCACUACUAACGUGUUCAAUCCCUGUUCUUAGACAGCACUCUGACCUCAUGGAUAUGGUUAUCCUUGGACCCCUUGCUUGCUGUACCACGUCCUAAAAUGCCACAAUAUUCUCUUUCAUAGCUUUUAAAGAACCCUCUUACUGCAUAAUAAGAGAAGGAUAUAAUGUUAUCUGUAUGGUAAGCUGUUAUAACCAGUGAUGUUUGGAAUAAAAAUGUAAGAGCAGACAAGGCCUACAUUGUUUUCCGUUAAAAAAAAUCUAUACAAUAUCACAUACAAAUAUGGUUCCCCAUUUUUAAUGUAGGAUUCGGGGAGAUAUAAUACAUGUAAUCAUAUCUUACAGAAAUAAUUUCUACAUUUUAGUAUUCUGGAGUGGGGUUGAUUACUAGUUUAUUUCCUUGCCUCUGCAGCAUUUUACUGCAAUAGUAUUUGUUAGAAAUUUCACAAUUUGUUUACUUCAUAUUCAUCAUCUCCAGCACCACCCCAACAUCAACAUAUGUGAAAAUUGCGCGUUUCUAUGUUUUGUAUUAAAAAAGAUAGAGGAAGAUAAGUGUUUCCAAUGACAUCAUCAAUCAAUUAAUAGGCAAUUAGUAGGCAAUGCCUACUCAUAAUUGGCUAACAUCACACGAUGCACACCGAUGAUGUCAUUGGAAACACUUAUCUUCCUCUAUCUUUUUUAAUACAAAACAUAGAAACGUGCAAUUUUCACAUAUGUUGAUGUUGGGGUGGUGCUGGAGAUGAUGAAUAUGAAGUUGAAAGAUUGUGAAAUUUGAUACCCCAGUAUCAAACCUAUUCACAAAGCAAAGCCCAGGAAAGCUGUCUGCUUAGAAACAGUGUAUCAACGAGUAUGUCCUAUCUGUGAAACGAUGAGAAGACUCCCGUCUCUCUGUGUUGAUAAUGACUGAGCAGUUACAUAAUGGGUUUUCUGGUAGGCUAGGGCAGUAAUUACAGUUUGGAAAAGACAGAGAGAGUGUCACCAAAGUCAGACAUUUUAAGAUGUUUCUUUUUCCUCCAUUUUUGAUUACAGACUUUCUUCUGGCUGAAAUAACAGGCUUUGAAAUGAAAGGCUGUCAAGGACCAUUUCCAGUUUUUCUGAUGGCAUGAAAUUUGCUAUUAAUAUCCCAAAGCUCUUUAGCAGGCCUGUCUCCGGGAUUGGAAAUGGCUUACGCGUCUCUCAUUGUGUUUUCAUUCAAUCUCCCAAUGUCACAAUUGGCGACCAUUGAUUCCUUUUAUGACUGUUUCGUGACUUUGGUUUUAAGGUCCUUUUAAGACGUUGCCACUGUUAUUAUGUGUGUCAUUGAAUGUAACAGGCAUUUAUCUCAACCCCAGUGAUACAAGAAUGCAGUAUUGGUUUUGAAGUGAAGACAAAAUUGUCUUCAUUAUAGAAAUUUGAGCAUACUGCAUGUGAUCUGAAAGGUAUAUGUGUGGUUUACAGAAUUUUCAGUUGCUUCAAACAAGUAGCAUUUUUGUGACAAUUCUGUUCUGAAAUAUGAGGUCUAGGUUACUGUAAUUUGAGUGAAUCAGAUGUUCUUCCAAUUUGGCUUGAGGCUUUAGUGGAAUGUAGGUUUCGUUGUUUAAGGGUCGUUCUAGCAUUAGUAAAGCUCAUACCGUAGCUACUACAUGUGUCCUCAGGACUUCACAGAUACGGCAUUCAAUACUGCAGAUAAGAUGAUAUUAUAAACCUAUUGAACUGUAUAAUGAAUAUGUACUCUGAAAGAGAAGAGAAAAAGAAGAAGCAAAGACAUAGAAAACCUAUGUUAUGGCUAUAAUUAGUGUCCUAUACCUGUGCUCAUAUUUCAUCUCUCCUCCUGUCUCUCCUGUCUCUCUCUCAGGCAAACGGAGGCUGGCAGGAUGCUACCACCCCCUCGUCAGUGACAUCACCCACAGAAGGACCCGGAAGUGUUCACUCGGACACGUCCAACUGA